UAAAGAUAAGCCAAUAAACUAUGAAAGUGAAGUGGGCCCAUUUGAUUGGCCUGCAUCAAGAUAUAAAAAUGUGAUUGAAAUCAAAGAAAAAGCCUUGAAAAAUGCAAUAGAUUCUGAUAUGGAUUACAUAUUUUAUUUAGAUAUGGAUAAUUUUAUCACCAACCCUGACACGUUGAAUUUCCUUAUUAGAACAAAAUUACCUCUAGUCUCUCCAAUGCUCACAUCGGGACACUACUCAAAUUUUUGGGGUGCAAUGAAUGAAGAGGGUUAUUACAAACGCCAUGACGACUACAUGCCCAUUGUGAAGAGGGAAAAGAAGGGUUGCUUCAAGGUUCCCAUGAUUCACUCCACGUAUCUUAUAGAUUUGAAAAAAGUUUUCCCCGGGAAAACUAACGUAAACAUAAGGAAAGAUAGCGGCGACAAACACGUGAUCAAAAAUUUUCUCACCUUCGACCCCGAAAAUUUUCCGUCCUACAAUUUGACGUUGGACGAUAUCAUAAUAUUCGCCAAAUCGGCGCAGGCUUCUAAGGUGGACAUGCACAUUUGCAACAACGAAACCUUUGGGCAUCUUUUGGAACCCCUUAAAUCUAACGCGAAACUAGACGACAUCAAGCUAUACAUGCACGAACUCAAGAUGGAUAUUUUAAAUAGUGAACCAGCUGGUCUUCUAGCUUCCAGAUUCGUUCCUCAACCUAAAUUGCCUACCAAAAACACUAUGGGAUUUGAUAAGGUUUACAUGAUCAAUUUAGAAAAAAGACCCGAGAGGAGAGAAAGAAUGCUCAAUUGCUUCGAUGAGUUAGGGCUAGAUGUGACUUUAAUCAACGGGAUAGAUGGAAAUAAAUUGAACGACUCAUUCCUGAAGACGCAAAAUAUAACUAUGCUCGGUAAUUACAAGGAUCCCUACCACAAGAGAGCGUUAACCCUUGGCGAGAUCGGUUGCUUCCUCAGCCAUUAUCAAAUUUGGAGAGAGGUUUUAGCCCGGGAUUACCGGAAGGUGUUGGUAUUUGAAGACGAUAUCAGAUUCGAAAAAGAUUUUAGGACCAAAGUUGAAGCUCUCAUGAAAGAGCCAGAACGCCUCAAGAUGAAUUGGGAUCUGAUAUAUUUCGGAAGGAAGCGUUUAGUUCCACCCGAAAGGGAGAAAUACAUUAAAGAUUCGGAUAUUUUGGUUUGGCCUGAUUACAGUUAUUGGACCCUUUCUUACGCACUUUCCCACACAGGAGCCCAAAAACUCAGUCAUUGCAGUACUUCUUCGAAACCGAUAAACCCGCUGGGCUCGGUCCCCAAAGACGAUUCUCUAUGCCCAUUGAACAAGAUGGUGCCAGUCGACGAGUACCUGCCUAUAAUGUUCGAUAUGCACCCUGAGGAAGAUUGGAAAAAACAUUUUCCCAAUCGUGAUCUGGUAGCCUUUUCGGCCUACCCUCUAAUAGUUUACCCCACCCAUUACACCGGUGACGAUCUCUACUUUUCCGACACUGAGGAUUCGCCCGUUAUAGCCAACAUGACAGCCGUUCCGCACCUCUUCAACCAUCGCUACGACACGAAUGGUCAUAAGAAUAGGGAGGAAUUGUGAAAAUUGAUUAAAUAUAUAAUAUAUUUUUUUAUAUUUUUGUUUGAAUGAAUUUAUUUUAUUUUCUCUUAUCAAUUGUCCUCCCCUAGGAAAAAAAAUUAUGAAUAGCUGAAUUUGCGCAUUAAAUUUAACUUUUCAAAUUUCUCUAAUGCCCCAUUUUUUUUAACCAUAGUUGGACUCUUAAUGUAUCAUAUUAUUGAGCCUUUUCUUUAUCCAUUUGGUGGUUAGUUUUUUUUCCUAAAGCUAUUCUAGUAAUUCACACCCCGAAUGUAGAAACACAUUUAUUAUAUAUCAAUUUCUUAGUAUACCAUCUCUACCCUGCAUCCUUAUCAUCAUUUUAAUAGUUGAUAUGAAAAAAAAUAUUAAAGAACCUAAUUGAUAAAAAUAUUUUUUUAGAAUUUUUAGGCCCUUCUAAUAAAAAAAACAACUUCUUUUAACGCUCUUCUAAUAAUUUGUUAUGCCCAAAAUAUUAUAUUAUUCUUUUUAAAACGCGGUGUGCUAUGAAUGAUGCCAACUUUUUUUAAAAUAGCUUUUUAUUUUAUAACUCGUCUCGUAAAUAUAAUAAAAAGAGAUUUUAAAUAUUUAUAUUUAUUAGAUAUUUUAUAUUAAUAUUUUUUUUUUAAAAUAAAUAAUAAUAUUUCAACACUGAAUUCUGAAAUUGGACGCUAAAAUUAAUCAAAUUAUUUUUUUUUGCAAUAUUUUAAUUCCAUAAUAAUUAUUUAUAUAAAUUAUUCCUUAUUUUUUUUCAAUAUUAAUUUUUAAAUUUAACAAACCCCGUGUUAUUUUUAUGGCUACGUCUUCGCGAGCAAAUUUUUUAAAAAAAUGCGCGGAUACGCGCUUGCGCCAAUAUUUGCUAAAGACACUCACGUUUGUUUAUAAUAUUGCGCACUAAUUGUUAGCGAAGACUUAGGCUAAAUAGCGAAAAAAAUUAUAUUUUAUAUAAAGUAAGCCUAUUCAAAAAUGAAUACGAAAUCGAAUAAUUUGCUAUUCGUAUACAAGUAAUAGAUUAUUCGAUUUGUUUGACAAAUUCGAAUAAUUUGUUAUUUAAUUCUUAUUAUAUUUAUACUAAUCAACUUUCAAGCCAAAAAUUAUUCAUCAAAUUUAUUUCUAUUUUUUUUAAAAUGCAUCAACCUCUCUCCCACUGCCACAUCCUUUUCAAUAAUUGCUUAGCGACAAUAAACCGAUAAUUUUUUUAAAAAAAAUGGUUGAAAUACACAAUCACAAAUCUCUCUUUCUUGCUUUUACUAAUUUUUUUUUUUUAGAAAUUCAUAUUUUAAAAAAUAUAUAUUAUGUAUUUAUUAUUAUAUUUUAUAGAUUUAGAUGCAGCGAAUUCUUU
Gordionus sp. m RMFG-2023 is the source of this 2903-nucleotide messenger RNA. Its product is annotated as procollagen galactosyltransferase 1-like. Gene Ontology annotation, molecular function: procollagen galactosyltransferase activity. Lineage: Eukaryota; Metazoa; Nematomorpha; Gordioida; Chordodea; Parachordodidae. The record is from RefSeq and is a predicted model, not a curated record. The transcript is spliced from 12 exons. Bases 119 to 1570 code for a protein of 483 amino acids.